Messenger RNA from Lichtheimia ornata, 654 nucleotides. RefSeq lists its product as uncharacterized. Bases 1 to 654 code for a protein of 217 amino acids. The record is from RefSeq and is a predicted model, not a curated record. Lineage: Eukaryota; Fungi; Mucoromycota; Mucoromycetes; Mucorales; Lichtheimiaceae. The transcript has a single exon.
AUGGAUCAAGAUCGCCUUAAGCUUCACUCGUACUUUGCACGCCUGUGCGACCAUACACAAGCGACACACGUACACACAUCAUCUCGUUUGCCCGAUACAUCCAUCUUGACAAGUUCUUUUGUUGAAGCAAUGGAUGGCAACAUGUGGCGCUCAAAAACAUACCGAAAGCUCAUCGCUCCAGACAAUCCAUCGGAUAACUCCUCUGUGUCAUGGACUACAUUUUGGCGUACAUCUAUGAAUCAUACAGCACGGAAUGUUUGGUAUCGCCUUCUUCACGAUCGUCUUCCUACUUCCAGUCGUGUUCAUCACAUCGCUCCUGCUUUUGUCACCUCUCAUCUCUGCCGUAUUUGCUUAACGACGUGUGAUGACGAUUUUCAUUUUCUCAUGGGAUGCCCCAAAAAAGGCGAAGUUUGGCAACAGGUCUGGAGACCCAUCCACUUUGCGGAUCCGGAUCUCUCAUCGCUUUUUCAAUGUCUUCGUACCGCCCAAUUUCCUGGUUCUGCUCAACAACAACGACAACAAGCUACCCUUUGUUCAUGCAUUCUCCAAGCCAUAUGGUGCGCCCAUUGGGCUUUCAUUUUCAACAAUACCACUUUUAUCUCUAUAGCCGUGGCUGCACAUGCCAGCCAUCUGUAUUCUUCUUUAUCAGUAUAA